CCCACCAGACAGACAAAGAGACAGAGCGACUCAGACGAAUGGGAGAGAAAACGGGAGCAGGGAGAAGCAGAGACAUAGAGGCAGAUACAUGAAGAGGCACAGAGGAAUUGAUGGGAUGACAGUCUGGUGACUGGGGACUGGUGGACAAAGAGAUAGAAGGGAUGUAAAAUAGACAGCUUCAGUGGCAGGGUAGACAAAGGCAGCCUGAGAGUGGAUGUGUGCCGCUUAUUUCAUUUACAGACGCAUACAUAGAAACACACACACACACACGCAUACUCUCUCUCUGUCUCUCCCACUCUCUCUCCUCUCACUCACACUCUCUCUCUCACACACACCCUCGAGCAGAAGCGGCAGAGCUGUGUGGGUGUGAGGCAGCAUGAGAAGUGAUAUCUGUACUUCUACACAUACAGCUGGCUGAUGGACUAACUUAAUCACAAAUUUACGCUCACCUACUGUACGCAUACUUACUAGCACACCUUGAUCAUAGGCAGGCAGACCAGCGCGCGCUCAUAAACACACUCACUUACGCCAGCACGCACAACCUUCCAGCAGCCAGAAGUCAACAUGGGUCUUGUGAUGGGAACCUUUUCCUUGCAAUCCAAGCAAGUGUCCUACCACAAAGACAAAGCUGAUGAUGACUUGGAGAUGACAAUGGUUUGCCAUCGACCGGAGGGCCUCGACCAGCUAGAAGCUCAAACCAACUUCAGUAAAAGAGAGCUCCAAGUGCUCUACAGGGGCUUCAAGAAUGAGUGUCCAAGUGGUGUCGUAAAUGAAGACACCUUCAAGCAAAUAUACUCCCAGUUCUUCCCACAUGGAGAUGCCAGCACCUACGCGCACUACCUGUUCAAUGCAUUUGACACAGGACACACAGGAUCCAUAAAGUUUGAGGACUUUGUAACAGCUCUGUCCAUCCUGCUGAGAGGUUCUGUCACCGAGAAGCUACAGUGGACUUUUAACCUCUAUGAUAUCAACAGAGAUGGAUACAUAAACAAAGAGGAGAUGACAGACAUCGUCAGAGCAAUCUAUGACAUGAUGGGGAAGUACACAUACCCUGCUUUGAAAAAUGACGCACCCAAACAGCAUGUGGAUGCCUUCUUUCAGAAAAUGGACAAAAACCGAGACGGUGUGGUGACUCUUGAUGAAUUCAUCCUUUCUUGUCAAGAGGAUGAAAACAUUAUGAGGUCCCUCCAGCUCUUUGAAAAUGUCAUCUAGACACGAGGGAGAUGGUGCAGCAGACGAAGCACAGAGUGUGAGAAGAGAAACGAACAACAGGAAAAAGAAGGAGGAGAAGGACUGAUGAAUAAGAAUCUGCAAGCAAAAGGAACAGCCUAACUUGUGAGAGAAGGCAGACAAGAAGCUUGUCAAUUUGGGUGUGACUGUUUUCCACAAAACCUUCUGGAAGGCAUCCUACUGUAAGAAAUCUAAGGCGAUAAACCUUCACUGGUUUUGGAAAGCCUCCUUUAGACAAAGUUGACCUUUCUGUGACCACUUCUCUCAUCUCCACCUCCCUCCCUCGUUUGUUGCUGUUGUCAGUGUCAUCUUGGAUGGUGCGCACUUAGUGCCACUAUGUAAAUACUGCCCCUCUCGCAUUUGGUUGAAGGCCUUUCUGAAUUAUGUAAAAUUGUUACCAUGCAAGGACUUAAAUUCCUGAAUGCAACUUAGCAAAGAGAGCAUCCAAACCCACACUUUGCUCAAUAGAAUCUUAAAUAAGAGCAUUAUAAAUUUCUGUGUCAAUACAAAGAACAUGAGCAAUAUUGUGAAGCAUGCACAAGAGAUUCCUACAGUGUAAUAAAUGAAUAUGUGUCAUAAAACUCAGUGGCAAUAUACACAACAUCUUGCUAAAUGGUUACAUUUGGGAUGCCCGGUCUGUGUGCAGCAUCUCACCGAGCCAGCUCGGCCAGUUUUAGACAUAAAAUCAAACAUAGGCCUCUAAAGGUUUGCAGAGCUGAACGUGUGAAUGUGUCCCAGCUUGUGACAUUCUUAGGUCUUGUGACAGCUUGCAACAGUCCUCAGAGGCCUCCUUAACUCCUAAUGUGUGUUCCAGUAUCGUCGGUCGGUGUUUGAAUGUUGUAAUGACUCAACUGUAGAUAUUUAACUGUUGUGUCUGUGGAUUCUUCUCAGUGUCUUGAAUCACUGGUGUCUGUCUGUGUGUCUCUGACUACCUGUCUGUCCUUCUGUCAGAUUGGAUAUAACCCUAUAAUUAUUCUACCUGCCACUCGGUGUUAAAUAAAGAGCCCAUUUAGAGGUUUCCCGGCAUGCAGAUGGAGAGCAAUACGAGGAUGUGCACAUGUCUGUGUGUGUGGUGUCCCGGUGUGACGGUCCCAUUUCCCUGAAUAUUAAAGUCUCAUUUAUUCUAGCAUGUAGCUUCAUCUUCAAAUGAGCUGACUGUGUUUUUGCACGAGAGGCGAGGUUUGUCUUUAACUCUGUCUGUUGAAAACGUCAACUCAGAGCUACCAAAACUUCACUGUGAGGGAGAGAUGUUGAAGGGAAGAUUGCAGAGGAGGACAAAGCUCAGAGAAUAAGACAGAAGAUGAAAGUAAAGACCUUUUCACUGAUUAUGGAGGAAUGGAAGCCAUGUUUCAAAUAAGAGCCAUCGUUUUUGAAGACUGAGUAGUGCAAAAAUACAUUUAUAAAUGGUUUACUGUCAUGCCUACUCACUGUGCUACCAAUAUAGUGAUUUAAAAAAGCAAAAACAAACAAACCCCAGACAUACUUUCACAUAGACGGACGGAUAGACAGGCAAACAGACAGACAAACUUAAAACAGUCAGAAUGAAAUAAUGUGUGUAUUGAAAUACUGUAAAAAAUCAUUAUAUUUAUCAAUAAACUUU
Pundamilia nyererei is the source of this 2830-nucleotide messenger RNA. It is a transcript of the gene kcnip1a, whose product is annotated as Kv channel interacting protein 1 a. Gene Ontology annotation, cellular component: voltage-gated potassium channel complex. Lineage: Eukaryota; Metazoa; Chordata; Actinopteri; Cichliformes; Cichlidae. The transcript has 8 exons. Gene Ontology annotation, molecular function: calcium ion binding; potassium channel regulator activity; transmembrane transporter binding. Gene Ontology annotation, biological process: regulation of potassium ion transmembrane transport. The record is from RefSeq and is a predicted model, not a curated record. The coding region runs from base 565 to 1212 and encodes 215 amino acids.